Molecule: messenger RNA, 3391 nt
Organism: Aspergillus aculeatinus CBS 121060
Lineage: Eukaryota; Fungi; Ascomycota; Eurotiomycetes; Eurotiales; Aspergillaceae
Product: RIC1 family protein
Exons: 5
Coding region: 162-3296 (1044 amino acids)
Biological process (GO): intracellular protein transport; retrograde transport, endosome to Golgi
Cellular component (GO): cytosol; Golgi membrane; Ric1-Rgp1 guanyl-nucleotide exchange factor complex
Molecular function (GO): protein binding
Source: RefSeq, a predicted model, not a curated record
CUACAGUCUACAGUGCAGUCGGGACAAUUACUGAAAGGACAUGGUCGGCAGAUACGGGGGAAUCUCUGUCUCGAGUCCGGCAAUCUAACGUUCUAGCCUCAACCGAAGAUGACUCGAUGUGAAGCUGCUCUACUCCGUGACUCUCGCGCCUGCACCGAGCCAUGUACUGGCCCUAUGGAGUCCCCCGGGUCUAUGCGAUCAAUGGCCCUGGAAUACCGGUUCUCACAUCUGACGACGACGAAUCCCUGAACUACGAUAGCCCUACGGCACAGGAGGAGGCGCUGAAAACUGAAAAUGCCCGUGACAAACCGGCCAUUGCGGAGACGGCGUGGGCUGACGAGCCUCUUGCCGGCCUUUGUGUCUCUCGCAGUGGUUAUAUGUUUGCGACGAUGACCAGUUCGUCGAUCGCUCUCUGGCAAACAAGACCUACCGCCGUUGUUGCUGCCGUUGCUCGGUCCGCCUCUUCGCUGGAGAACUAUGGUCCCAACGUGGCCCUUUUGAUGCAUCCCGACUCGAAUAUACUUGUUGCUCAGACGCUGAACGGAUAUCUUCUUACCUAUACCAUUGCUGUUAGCCCUAAUACCCGUGUAUAUCAACAGUUCUUUGAUCAAUCUACCUCGACUUCAACCCGCCGCCAGACGCUCGCUCGGUUAGCCGCGGAGGAAGAGGCCACUGGCGUUCGAGAUGUCAGCAUACGUUUCCGAAUGGCUAUCAAGAUAGAGUCGGGAAUCGCCAAGGCCCUCGCACUUGAUAAUGAGCUCGUUGUCGCAACUGUCAAACCUGCGGCCAUCCAAUGCAUUCGUUGGAACCCGGAUGCGGACGGCUCGCAAACAAAGUCAGAACUUCUUAGUCGGAUUCUGGGGGUUUCAAAGCGCACAUCAAUCACGGACAUGGUGUAUGAUCGUGCUAUCAACCUGCUGAUAUGGGUCACCAACGAGGGACAGGCGUAUGCCGUGCAGCGAGCCCCAGAGGACUCGGAUGACUCCAAGAAGUUGUUCCAAGGCCAUUGCUUCCAUGACCCCAAGAAUGAUGGCGAGAGAGCCGUCAAGGUAGUAGUUAAUGCACGAUUUUCUCUGCUCACAGUGAGCUGCGCCAACGGAGAGAUCCUAGUCUACACAGCCAAGGACUACCUGGGCAAUGUUCCUCUAUCGCACAAACUACAACUCCCGGCUUCGCCAACCACGACGGGCAGUGUUACAUUUAUGGGCUAUUCGCCAGACGGCUAUUGCCUGUUUGCUGGGUAUAAGCAUGGUUGGACAACAUGGAGCGUUUUUGGGAAGUCGGGAGAGAGUAGCUUUGCGGCGGACCGAUCUCUUGCUAACUCAAACGGCGAGAACUGGGUGACUGGAACUUCUCAUGGUUGUUGGAUCGGUGGAGGGUCAGAAAUCAUACUUACAGGCCAGAACGACCGUCGCUUGUGGAUUCUAGAGACAGCACGGAGCGCUUUGACAGGCUGUUAUUCGUCUGCGAACCUGGCUAGAGGUCUGCUGCAAACUGGAACCGAGGUUAUCCUCUACCGUGGCCAUGAUCUACCCGAUCUUAUGACCAUUUCGGGGAAGGACUCGCUGUGGCAUCAUGCUCAAUAUCCUCCGAGUUACCUUCACUCACAGUGGCCGAUUCGCUCUAGUGUUGUCUCACAGGAUGGGAGAUAUGUAGCUAUCGCGGGCAGACGAGGGCUUGCACACUACAGCGUCAACAGCGGACGUUGGAAAGUGUUCGAGGAUCCCAAGAUCGAGAAUUCCUUCGCGGUACGCGGGGGCAUGUUCUGGUACGGACACAUUCUGAUCGCCGCCAUUGACAAUGACGGAUCUUACGAGUUGCGGUUGUACUCGCGGGAAAUGCCUCUCAACAACCAAUCCAUCCUACACAUUGAAUACCUACCUUCGCCAGUAGUCUUUGUCGGAGCAUCAGGCGAGGACUCGCUGCUCGUUUAUACAUACGACAAUAUUCUUUAUCACUAUAUCAUCAAUUCAGCUCACUCCCGAAUAACGUUGGUGCCCGUUGGGCAGAUUGCAUUUCAUGGGAUUGUGCGCGCGCCAACCAGGGUCCGGGCAAUCAGUUGGAUUUUGCCCGAAGACCAAAUGCGGAACGGCGACCCUUCCCAGGAUGUCAAGGUGGCAUCUGUGCUUCUUUUGGUUGAUGGCAACUUGGUCCUGCUACAGCCAUCGUUCUCGGAGACUGGCGAUUUGAAAUACGACAUGCGGGUGGUAUCCCACGAUGUCGAAUACUAUAUCCUGAUGCGAGAUCAAUUAUCGUUCAACUUUGCGCCUGUCGACGAGUCCCUCCCGGCCAGUCCAUCGGCUGAAAUGGCCUUGAAUAUGUACCGCAGCGACUUGUCGUUGAGGGACUCGCUAUGGACGUUUUGUGGGAAAGAGCUCAUCGCCUGGGGAGAUGUGCAGGACGUUCUACAGCGGGAAGAGGCAUCCAAACCCCUGGAGGUACCCCUGGACUUUUAUCCGCUGUCUGUUCUCCUGAACAAGGGAAUCGUGCUUGGUGUGGAAGCCGAGAUGACCCAGCGACGCGAUGUCACCUUCUCCGUGCUGAAGUUCGCCAUUAGGACACACCUCUUCCUGCCGUACGUCCUUCAGCACAGUCUGACACAGCGCGACAUGCCUGCAGCGCUGUCGUUGUGCCAGCACUUCUCCCACCUAUCCUACUUUCCGCACGCCCUCGAGAUCCUCCUUCACCACGUCCUGGACGAUGAGGUCGACAACCAGAGCCGCGACAGCAAGGUCGACGACCCCUCCCUGAAACAAGAGCCACUGCUGCCGAUAGUCAUCUCCUUCCUACAAGCAUCCUUACCCACAAAGGUGUACCUGGACGUGGUGGUCCAAUGCACGCGCAAGACGGAGUUGCGCUCCUGGCGCACCUUGUUCACCUACCUCCCGUCGCCGAAGGACCUGUUCGAGCAAGCCCUCAAGCUCGGGUCCCUCAAGACCGCCGUUGGCUAUCUGCUGGUGCUGCAAGCCUUCGAGGAUGAUGCGGACGACCACGACGCUCCGAUCGAGGACUACGUGGUCCGGCUCAUGUACCUGGCCUCGAAGAAGAACGACUGGGACCUGUGCGCGGAGCUGGCGAGAUUCCUGAUCGCCCUGGACGAGACGGGGGAGAUGUUACAGCGGGCGGUGACCCGCGCGGGGCUGACUGAUGGAGGGCUCCAGCUGCCCGGGGCGGGAAUGGGGAUGAACGGGUCCAGCACGAGUGUGAAGGGGCUGGGACUGGCGAUGCGGACGCCGUCGUGGUCCUCGCUAUCGCCGACGUCGCCGCUGUCCCCGCGGCCUCCCGAACUGGAGUGAUCACAUCCGGUGUAAAGUUAGAAUCACGGAGAAUAUGUAUAUACGAGCCCUUCCCCCUCUCUCAAUCCCAUGAAUAUCAAACCCCAAGAACAGAG